This is a messenger RNA of Lepidothrix coronata (blue-crowned manakin), 2169 nucleotides long. It is a transcript of the gene SORBS3, whose product is annotated as sorbin and SH3 domain containing 3. The record is from RefSeq and is a predicted model, not a curated record. The transcript has 19 exons. Gene Ontology annotation, molecular function: protein binding. NCBI's taxonomy places the organism in Eukaryota, Metazoa, Chordata, Aves, Passeriformes, Pipridae. The coding region runs from base 125 to 2137 and encodes 670 amino acids.
CCGGAGCCGCGGGGAGGGAGGGACCGAGGCAGGGCCGGCGCUGGAGGCUCCUCGCCGGCCACGGGGACGAGGAGGUGAGGAGGACACGGGAAGCCCUGGGGCAUCACCCCAGCAUUCCCUGGCCAUGGCAGGUCGGCUCCUGCCCUCGGACACCAACCAGGCUCUGGGUGUCCAGGACGUCCCCUCCCUCCACCCACCCCUGCAGGUGCCCCCCCAGCACACGGUGAUACGGGUGCCCGUCAUCCGCCACCGCGGCUCCAACACCCUCAACUUCCACUUCCAUGACCCGGAGCCCAAGAGCUCGGAGCCCAAGAACUCAGUGAAUGAGUGGUAUCAGACCUGGCCGGCCAAGGAGGUGAAAGCCCCCAACACCCCAGUGCCCGCCGGCCCCAUGCCCACCCCCAGGGCCGCCCCCGCCCACCCGUGCCCCCCGGGCUGGUCGGCCACCUGGACCAAGGACAGCAAGCGGCGGGAGCGGCGCUGGGUGAAGUACGACGGCAUCGGGCCCGUGGACGAGACGGGGAUGCCCAUCGCCUCCCGCUCGAGCGUCGACAGCCCCCGGGACUGGUACCGCAGCAUGUUCCGGCAGAUCCACCGCAAGCUGCCAGAGCCCGACUGGGACACCCACCUCUGCCCUGCCACAGCGCCUCCAUCGCCCCCCAAACCACGCAGGAGGGGCUCAGCACCGGCUGAGCCCCCCGGGAUGCCCAACGGGAUGGACUGGACGCGCUGGGGUGCCACCGGUGCCACCACGGAGCCCGGCAGCAUUUUUGACUAUGAACCAGGGAAAUUCUCGCCGCUGGAGCAGCCCCCGGCAGCGGCACGGCGGGCCCAGUCCAUCGAGGUGCUGCUGGAGCAGGAGCUGGAGCAGCUCAGCGAGGAGCUGGACAAGGACAUGAGGAACAUGGAGACGCGCCGGACCCCCCGCCAGAGCCCGGCGGCUGCUCCCACCGCUCGCUCCCCUGCUCCGGCCUCCCCGGCUGCUCGGAGCCCCCUGUCACCCCACCCACUGCGGAGCCCCCCCGGCACCCAGCGCUCCCCCGCCAGCCCCGGCAUGGAGCGAGGUGUCCUGGGGCUGGCCAGUGACCGGAACCGUGCAGCCCCUGGCAGAGACACCCUCAGGCCAGAGACCCUCCCCAGCCUGCCCGACCUGGGAGAUCCCACUGAGACCGUCAGGAGGGAGGAGAAGAAGAUGAAAGCUGCUCGCCUCAAGUUCAACUUCCAAGCCGAGUCUCCCAAGGAGCUGACGCUGCAGAAGGGGGACAUCGUCUACAUCCACAAGGAGGUGGACAGGAACUGGCUGGAGGGGGAGCACCACGGCCGCGUGGGCAUCUUCCCCUCCAACUACGUGGAGAUCCUGCCCCCCACGGAGGUGCCCAAGCCCAUCAAGGCGCCCACCAUCCAGGUGCUGGAGCACGGCGAGGCGCUGGCGCUCUACAACUUCCGAGGGGAGCUGCACGUCGAGCUCUCCUUCCGCAAGGGUGAGCGGAUCUGCCUCGUGCGGCGGGUGGACGAGAACUGGUACGAGGGGCGGAUCUCGGGCACCAGCCGCCAGGGCAUCUUCCCCGCCACCUACGUCCAGGUGCUGAAGGAGCCGCGGGUCAAGGCCACCGCCGAGGACAUCCCCCCCUCGCCCACCCCCGCCAUGUCCCCGUCCCUGCAGCGCUCGCCCGCUCCCCGCGUCCCCCAGAACCCCGCCGGCUCCCCCCGGGUGGCGGAGCCACGUCCUGGGGUCACGGGUGGGCACCUCGGCGUCGCCUUCCCCGCCUCCCCGAAGCUGCCCCACGCUGGCACCCCCAGCCCCUCACUGGCCUCUGCCAGCCCCCCCCAGCCUGCGGCCGCCCACCCCCACCAGGAGCCCCGGUGUCCAGCCUGGGCCCCCGAGCAGCGUGCGACCCCGGGGGUACCCACCAGCGCCCGCCCCGAGCCCGCCCCGUCCUACAACGGCUCCGAAAUCCGGUGGACCCCGUACCGGGCGCUCUACCAGUACCGGCCCCAAAACGCCGACGAGCUGGAGCUGCUGGAGGGGGACCGCGUGGACGUCAUGCAGCAGUGCGACGACGGCUGGUUCGUGGGCGUGUCCAGGAGGACGCAGAAGUUCGGCACUUUCCCCGGGAAUUACGUGGCGCCGGUGUGACCCGCGGCCACGGCGGGGGACGCGAGGGCUGG